Anopheles moucheti is the source of this 1970-nucleotide messenger RNA. RefSeq names its product 4-hydroxybenzoate polyprenyltransferase, mitochondrial (gene Coq2). Gene Ontology annotation, cellular component: mitochondrial inner membrane. Bases 351 to 1658 code for a protein of 435 amino acids. The record is from RefSeq and is a predicted model, not a curated record. Lineage: Eukaryota; Metazoa; Arthropoda; Insecta; Diptera; Culicidae. The transcript has 3 exons. Gene Ontology annotation, biological process: ubiquinone biosynthetic process.
UCCAAAGCCAAUUGAAGACGAAACAAGCGAACAAAUUUGAACUCUUUUGAGUUCCAAUGUGUUAAUGUUGCCUAUUUGCAUACUAUUCGUUUAUCGGACUUUUUGGUAAUUCCGUGAGUGAGAAAAUAAUUUUCCGGCGAUAUCUCUGCUUGAUUCAUCUUGGCGCUGUAUACCUUAUUGUUGUGUUUGUACGUAACGCGGGCAUUAUCCAUCAGUCACAUGCUGUUGAUGAAUGCACGCUUGGAACAAUGUCGAAAAUAAUGUGAGAGCUAUAAUUGUGGCAUGUUGUUUAUUACCCUGUUCCCAAACUACUAAAUCUGAAAGCGACCGGCGCCAAUUCUCCGAAGGCGAUGAUACGAACUACCAGAGUAUGGAGAGGGGGAGUUGGAAGCAGUACCCCCUUGUUUCAUGUCUGGCCGUGGAGCAGCAGAAAUGUCUCUACAUCACGACCUGUGCCCGCAAAACGAUCUAUAAGUUUCCCGCUAAGCAUAAAGUUGAUCCCGAAAGUGAUGGAAAGGAGGGUGCUUUGCCCUGCUAAUAUUGGUAGCAAACCAAAUGCGCAUCUGUACAGAGUGCAAACGAUACCAAAUACCUUCAGCAUGCUCAAUGCCCGGAGCAUCGCAAGUGAUAAUAGCCAUAAGACUCGGUCUAGACGGUUGGAGCAGAAAGAGGCACUGACAUGGCAACAAAAAAUAUUCCCAUACGCAAAAUUGAUGCGUAUCGACAGACCCAUCGGUUCGUGGUUACUGUUUUGGCCCUGCGGAUGGAGUAUAGCGCUCAGUGCCCAAGCGGGAUGUUGGCCGGAUCCGAUGAUGCUUGGUUUGUUUGGAGUAGGAGCAUUCGUUAUGCGUGGCGCCGGAUGCACGAUCAACGAUCUGUGGGAUCGUGAUAUAGAUGCAAAGGUCGAACGUACUCGAAAUCGACCACUGGUUGCAGGAGAAAUAGCCCCAUUUGACGCGUUAGUGUUCCUGUCCGGCCAGUUGGGUGUAGGAUUGUUAGUAUUGCUCCAGUUGAACUGGUACUCAAUUCUGUUAGGUGCCAGCUCAUUGGGACUAGUCAUCGUUUAUCCUUUGAUGAAACGUAUCACCUAUUGGCCUCAAUUGAUGCUCGGUGCUACCUUCAACUGGGGUGCUUUGCUUGGUUGGAGCGCUACACAAGGAUCAGUCGAGUGGUCCGCCUGCUUGCCACUAUACGUCGCUGGAGUUUGCUGGACGAUCGUGUAUGACACUAUAUACGCACAUCAGGACAAAGUGGACGAUUUGAUAAUAGGAAUCAAGUCAACGGCUCUACGGUUUGGAGACGAUACGAAACUGUGGCUUAGCGGUUUUACGGCAGCUAUGCUGGCCAACCUACUAACCGCUGGACUGGUGUGUGAUCAAACGUGGCCAUAUUAUACCUCAGUUGGGCUCAUUGGGGCUCACUUAGUUCAUCAGAUUCACUCUCUAAACAUUCACAAUCCAAAGGAUUGUGCCACCAAAUUCAUUUCGAAUCAUCAGGUAGGAUUUCUGCUAUUCCUUGGAAUCGUCCUUGGCACGCUGUACAAAAAGAAUAGUGAUGAUCGAACAAAAAGCUCCGCAACUACAACUGGUAGCAGCAAUAGCAGCACCGGGGGCCAGUUAAGUGCCACGGUUACCAGCGCGAGAAAUAUUGUGGUAUGAAAUGCCAGGCUUUCUAUGUACCUCCAAUGGAGAAGUCUUCACAAUACGGGGUACGGGGUGCUUUCAAAAUUGGUUUUCAACCGUGCACUACGAGAUACAGUGGCUGAAGCAUUAGGAGAUUUUUGCGUUGCUUAAAUUGAGUAUAAUGUAAAACAUAAAUAUUAAUUGUUGUAGAAAAUUCAAAGAUUAUUCUAUACAAUUCAUCCCAUUUUGCAAGCGAGGAACGAUUGUUCAUUUUGAGGCUUUAUACAUAUUAAGAAUAUCCGGACUUGUCUAUGUGCUACAGCAAGAAAGUUAAUUAAAUGCAAUGCC